Messenger RNA from Chrysoperla carnea, 4365 nucleotides. RefSeq names its product WD repeat-containing protein 19 (gene Oseg6). The transcript is spliced from 15 exons. Gene Ontology annotation, cellular component: cilium; intraciliary transport particle A. NCBI's taxonomy places the organism in Eukaryota, Metazoa, Arthropoda, Insecta, Neuroptera, Chrysopidae. The record is from RefSeq and is a predicted model, not a curated record. Gene Ontology annotation, biological process: intraciliary retrograde transport; cilium assembly. The coding region runs from base 119 to 4339 and encodes 1406 amino acids. Gene Ontology annotation, molecular function: protein binding.
GUGAUGGAACAUAAAAGGUUGGUAAUAAAUAGUAAUUACAAAUAUUUGUGUAGAAAAAUUGAAAAGAAAAUCAUAACAAACUUUUCAUGAAUGAAAAUGUACAAAUAAAGUUAACGAAAUGUCUUCGGAGAAGUUAAUAUAUAGGGUAGAUCAACCCCAUGGGCCGGGUGAAGUAUAUGUUUCAUGGCAACGGGGCUCAGGAAAUUAUCUUGCAAUGACUGGAUAUGAUCAGACUGUUUCAAUUAUUGAUCGUUAUGGCCAACAACAAGCACGAAUUAAAUUACCUGGAUUAUGUAGUGGAUUGGGCUGGGAUAUUGACGGUGAUAUUUUAGCAGUUAUUGCGGCUGGUUCAUCCCAAUUAUUUCUUUGGGAUGCGAACUCUCGACGUCAACAAGUCAUCGAUGUAGGUUUACGUGAUUCCAUGAGUUGGAUUGGUUGGACUAAAACUGGCACAGUUUUAGCUGCGGCUACCGUUCGAGGGAAUUUAGCUAUUUACAAUCAUCAUACAUCAAAACGCAUUCCAAUUUUUGGCAAACACACUAAGAAAGUAACAUGUGGCAGUUGGAAUUCAGAAAAUUUACUUGCAUUAGGGUCAGAGGAUCGUACAUUAUCGAUUAGUAAUGUAGAUGGAGAUACACUACGUGUGAUUUCGUUACGUUCAGAUCCAGCUGAUAUACAAUUUUCAGAAAUGAAAGGUGACGAACGUGUGGGCGCCGAAAAUACAGUGAGCUUAAUCGUUGGAAAGAAAACGUUAUAUUUGUAUAAUUUAUUAGAUCCCGAUAAUCCAAUUGAACUCGCAUUUCAAUCACAUUAUGGAACAAUUGUUUCUUAUAAAUGGUUUGGUGAUGGUUAUAUAAUCAUUGGUUUUAGUGUUGGAUAUUUUAUUGCAAUAUCAACGCAUAUAAAAGAAGUUGGGCAAGAAUUAUUUCAAAUACGUAAUCAUAAAACGAGUUUAAAUGAUGUUGCGAUAUGUACUAAAUUAAAUAAAGUGGCUUCCUGUGGCGAUAAUAAUAUAAAAAUAUAUGAUACAAAUAAUUUACAAAAUAGUACAGGCAUUGUAAUAAAUGUUGAGCAUGAAAUUGAAACCGAACAUAUAGAAUGGUCAGAUGAUGGACAAAUAUUAGCUGUAUGUGGUCGAAGUGGCUCUGUUUAUUUAUAUUUAACGCAAAUACAAUCAAUGUCAGCGGUUUACGGUACCCGUGUUGCGUUAUUAAUUGGUUUAAUUGAUAUUGCAUUAUAUCAAUAUGUUAAAAAUGAAAAGCAAAUAAAAAAAUUAUCACUAUCGAUAAAAUCAGAAAUCGAACCAAGUUAUAUAUCACUUGGUCCGUAUCAUUUAGUAUGUGGUAUGAAUAAUCAUGCAUGGUUCUAUGAUUUAACAAAACAACAACAAUCACAAUUACAACAAAUAACAAAUAAUAAUAUGUUAUUGUUAUUAAAUAAUAACAAUAAUAAUAAUAAUUUAUUACAAGAUGAACCACAACCAUUACUAAUCAAAGAUCGUGAAUAUUUAUCAGCAAUUAAAAGUAUUAAAUUAAAUGUGGAAUAUGCAUCAGCACUGUAUGAUGGUAAAAUACAGUUGCAUUUGAUUGAACAAAAUGAUACAUCAAAUGAUCGGGAUAGUAAAAUAUUUCCAGAAUCAACGAAACAAAAUAUUAUGAUUACCGACCAUGCAUUAACGCCAGAAUUUUUAAUAUAUUGUUCGGAUAUGGGACAUAUAAAUUAUUUCUUUUUGGAAGAUUGGAAAAUGAGUAUUGAAUACAAGCAUGUAAUAGGUAUAAAAAAUAUAUUUAUUGAUCCUGGUGGUACACGAUUAGUAUUUAUUGAUGAUAAAAGUCAAGGAUAUUUAUAUAAUCCGGUGAUAAAUCAAGUUACCAUAAUUAAUGAACUAGCACCAACAGUAUUAGGAAUUAUUUGGGAUAGUUAUCCAUUAAAUAGGAAUAUAUUUAUAUCAUAUGACGAAAAUGAAAUUUGUACAUUUAUUUAUACAAAACAGUCGGUUAUCGGGUCUACCGUGGAAAAAGUAGGAUCAAUGCGUAUAGUAAGCCAACAAGUACCUUUACUAUUAUUAAACGAUGAAAUAACUGCGACCAAUUCAAAUGGACAAUUAAUAACGUUUCCAUUAUGCACCUCCGAUAACGCAUCGAAUAUAAAACAAGAAGGUGCAUUACCAAGUUUAGAACAAACACUAGACAAACAAUUAAAAUUACAAAAAUAUGAUGAAGCAUGGCAAACUUGUGUGACAUUAAAUCGUAAAAAUUGUUGGAUACAAUUAGCUGACGCAGCAAUGAAUAAUUUAGAAAUUGAAUUAGCUAUACGAGUCUAUGCGCACAUUGAAAAUGUUGGAAUGGUUUGGACUUUAACGGAAUUGUUAGAUAUUGAUAAUUGGUAUGAAUUAGCUGGACAUGUUUGUUUAAUAUUAGGUGAUUAUGAUGCGGCCCAAAGAUGGUUUUUAAUGGUUACAACGGGUGGAAGUGGAGGUAUAAAUCAUGGGGCAAAAAUUGCACUAAAUAUGCGUCGUGAUUUAUUACAAUGGGAUGAAGCAUUACGUUUAGCUAGACAGUAUGCACCGGAUGAAGUACCAGCUAUUGCAAGGGAAUUUGCAUUACAAUUGGAAUUUACAGGAAAUUAUGCAGAAGCCUUAAAUCAUUACGAAAAAGGUAUCCAAGAUUACAAACUAAAUCAUUCACCAAUAACAUCUACUGAACAUAUCACUCAAUGUAUGAAUGGUAUUGCUCGAAAUUCAAUUCGAUGCGGUAAUUAUACCAAAGGAUUUAAUAUUGCUGUUGAAAAUGACAAUCAACAAUUACAAAAAGAAUGUGCUGAUAUAUUAGAACAAAAGAAACAAUAUCCAGAAGCAGCUAUAUUAUAUGAAAAAUGUAAACAAUUCGAUAAGGCUGCAUCAAUGUAUAUCAAAUUAAAAAAUUGGAAAAAGGUUGGCGAAUUUAUGGAAUAUGUCCAAUCACCAAAAAUACAUUUAUUGUAUGCAAAAGCCAAAGAAUCUGAAGGGAAAUAUGAGGAUGCUGUGCAAGCAUAUCAAUUAGCAAAGGAUUAUACAUCAGUUGUACGAUUACAAUUGGAAAAAUUAAAUAAUCCUGAGGUAGCUGUGGAAAUCGUUCAAGAAACUAAGAGUACUGAAGGUGCUAAAAUGGUUGCAGAAUUCUUCCAAAGAUUAAAUGAAUACUCAUCAGCAAUACGGUUCCUAGUAUUAUCCGGUUGUUUUGAUGAAGCCUUCCAAAUGGCACGGAAACAUAACAAAUUAGAAAUGUAUGGAGAUAUAUUAAUACAAACUUUAGACACCGACCACAAACGUCAAGAUGAUUUUAAAAGUUUAGCAUUAUAUUUUGAAAAUGAGCGAAAUUAUCUACUAGCUGGAAAAUAUUUUUAUCAUGCAAGAUUAUUCGAUAAAUCAAUGCAAUAUUUACUUAAAGCAGCAAAAUCAUUAAACGAUGAAGCUGAAGCAUUAAACUUAGCCAUAGAUGUUGUAGCUACGUCAAAUAAUGAUAAUUUAUCAAAUGAAUUGAUUGAAUUUUUGUUAGGUGAACAUGAUGGUUUACCAAAAGAUCCAAAGUUUUUGUUUCGUUUAUAUAUGGCACGUAAACAAUAUCGUGAAGCAGCAAAGACAGCAAUAAUAAUUGCAAACGAAGAACAAAUGAAUGGAAAUUAUCGUAAUGCACACGAUGUUCUGUUUAGUAUGUAUCAAGAAUUGAAAAGGAACAAGAUUAAAAUACCUUUAGAAAUGCAAAAUAAUUUGAUGUUGUUACAUUCUUAUAUUUUGGUGCGGAUUCAUGUACGACGUGGAGAUCAUCUUAAAGGUGCUCGAAUGUUAAUUCGCGUGGCGAAUAAUAUAUCCAAAUUUCCAUCACAUAUUGUUCCAAUAUUAACAUCAACGGUAAUUGAAUGUCAUCGAUCUAACAUGAAAAAAUAUGCAUUUGAGUAUGCAACAAUGUUAAUGGGCUCACAAUAUAGAGCACAAAUCGAUCCAAAAUAUGUGAAAAAAAUUGAAGCAGUUGUACGUAAACCUCCAAAAGGUACAUAUGAUGAAGAACGUGAACCCACAUCCCCUUGUCCAUAUUGUGAUUAUAAAAUAAUAGAAACGGAAAUUAAUUGUACACAAUGUAAAAGUGUGAUACCAUUUUGCAUUGCUACCGGAAAACAUAUUGUCAAAGAUGAUUUAACAGCAUGUCCAAACUGUGAUUUUCCAGCAAUUCGAACAGAAUUAAUACAAUUAAUUGAAUCUGAAGGUGUUUGCCCAAUGUGCUCAGAAAAAGUUGAUCCACGAAGUUUGAGAAAAAUUGAUGAUGAUGAAGAAUACUUAAAUUUAAAUGAUGUACCGUCCUAGUGUAGUAUUUAUUAAAAUUAGGCAAA